UCCGCCCCACGCAGCGCCGGUGCGGCCGCGUCUCGACGUGUCACUGGAGGCGCCGUAGCUGUGGCCGGGAGAAGGAGCUCUGGCUAGGGAGAGUUCACGGCGGUGGGUGGCGGCGGCGACCCCGACCUGGACCAGCCCCGGCGCGGAGGCGACUCGGGGUCCGUGGAGAGUGGCGGCGGGCGGCGGCGGGCCGGGCCGCGCGGGGCGCGAUGCUGAACAUGUGGAAGGUGCGGGAGCUGGUGGACAAAGCCACCAAUGUGGUUAUGAAUUAUUCAGAGAUCGAGUCCAAAGUUCGAGAAGCAACGAAUGAUGAUCCUUGGGGACCUUCUGGGCAGCUCAUGGGAGAGAUUGCCAAGGCUACUUUUAUGUAUGAACAGUUCCCAGAACUUAUGAACAUGCUUUGGUCCCGAAUGCUAAAAGACAACAAAAAGAAUUGGAGAAGAGUUUAUAAGUCGUUGCUGCUCCUAGCUUACCUCAUAAGAAAUGGAUCGGAGCGAGUUGUUACAAGCGCCAGAGAACACAUUUAUGAUUUGCGAUCCCUGGAAAAUUACCACUUUGUAGAUGAGCAUGGCAAGGAUCAAGGUAUAAACAUCCGACAGAAAGUGAAGGAGCUGGUUGAGUUUGCACAGGAUGAUGACAGACUUCGAGAGGAGAGGAAGAAAGCAAAGAAGAACAAAGACAAGUAUGUCGGGGUCUCCUCAGACAGCGUUGGCGGAUUCCGAUACAAUGAACGGUAUGACCCUGAGCCCAAGUCCAAAUGGGACGAAGAGUGGGAUAAGAACAAGAGUGCGUUUCCAUUCAGUGACAAGCUAGGGGAGCUGAGCGACAAGAUCGGGAGCACAAUCGACGACACCAUCAGCAAGUUCCGGAGGAAAGACCGGGAGGACUCUCCGGAAAGGUGCAGUGACAGCGAUGAGGAAAAGAAAGCAAGGAGAGGCAGGUCUCCCAAAGGUGAAUUCAAAGAUGAAGAGGAGACGGUGACGACGAAGCACAUCCACAUCACACAGGCCACAGAGACCACCACCACCCGGCACAAGCGCACAGCAAACCCUUCCAAAACCAUCGAUCUCGGAGCAGCAGCACAUUACACAGGGGACAAAGCCAGCCCGGAUCAGAACGCUUCAACCCACACGCCUCAGUCAUCAGCGAAGCCAUCCAUGCCGAGCAGCAAGUCGUCAGGGGACCUCGUUGACCUGUUUGAUGGCAGUGGCCAGACAACAGGAGGAGCAGCUGACUUAUUCGGGGGAUUUGCUGACUUCAGCUCUGCUGCUGCAUCGGGCAGUUUCCCUUCCCAAGCAACAAGUGGGAACGGAGACUUUGGUGACUGGAGUGCCUUCAACCAAGCCCCAUCAGGCCCUGUUGCUUCUGGUGGUGAGCUCUUCGGCAGUGCCCCACAGCCUGCUGUAGAACUCAUCAGUGGUUCACAGCCAGCUUUAGGCCCACCUCCUGCUGCCUCAAACUCUUCAGAUCUCUUUGAUCUUAUGGGCUCAUCCCAGGCAACCAUGACGUCUUCCCAGAGUAUGAAUUUCUCUCUAAUGAGCACUAACACUGUGGGACUUGGUUUGCCCAUGUCAAGAUCACAGCCUCUGCAGAAUGUUAGUGCAGUGCUGCAGAAGCCUAACCCUCUCUAUAAUCAGAAUGCAGAUAUGGUCCAGAAGUCGGCCAGCAAAACCCUGCCCUCUACUUGGUCUGACCCCAGUGUCAACAUCAGCCUAGACAACUUACUACCUGGUAUGCAGCCUUCUAAGCCCCAGCAGCCAUCGCUUAACACAAUGAUUCAACAACAGAAUAUGCAACAGCCUCUGAAUGUGAUGACUCAAAGCUUCGGAGCCGUGAACCUCAGUUCUCCAUCAAACAUGCUUCCUGUCCGGCCACAAACUAACCCUCUGAUGGGGGGACCCAUGCCUAUGAACAUGCCCGGUGUAAUGACGGGCACCAUGGGAAUGGCCCCUCUGGGGAACACCGCAGGGAUGAGCCAGGGCAUGGUGGGCAUGAACAUGAACAUGGGGAUGUCGGCCUCGGGGAUGGGCUUGACAGGCACCAUGGGAAUGGGGAUGCCCAGCAUGGCCAUGCCGUCUGGAACUGUGCAGCCCAAGCAAGAUGCCUUUGCAAACUUUGCCAACUUUAGUAAAUAAAAGGUUGUAACGGAGCGAGUGGAAGAAGACUCUGUAGCUGCAAUAGGUGAUGUUGGGAUGGAAGAUGCUAAGCAGUUCCCUUUUCUUUUAUCAGUUAAUUAAAUAACCACAUAAAGAACCAAAAAGGCUGGUGUUUCAGAAGCGAUGCAAGAGCACUUCAGACGAGGCAGUCAGGAUCGGUUUCCCCAGUGAAGAUACAUACGCUCCUAAUGGGGCGAGGGGGCACGAGAGCCUCUCUGUCAGAGAGCCUGUGUCCCAGCGUAGUCUGUGGGAGGACUGGCAUGGAUGGGGCUGAGUAAGUGUGCUUCACUCUCUAACUUUAUACUUUCUCUCCCUGAGGAACUUGAUUUUCUGUCCCUCAGUCGCCUUGUCAUGAUUGGGUCUGUUCCUUUACUACCACUCUCAAGUCCAUGUAUGAAAUCAUUAAAGUUGGGUGAUCAGUUUUUUAUAAAAAUAUAUAUUUUUGUCCAAAAAAAAAAGGCAUACCUAUGUGAUUAUGGCUGAAUCAGAGGUAACUGGAUGUGUGUACUUUGCCAGGCUCCAGCAGUGCUGCUACCCACCAUCUGAGUCUGCAUGGAAUCCACCCUCUUCCCGCAGGCAGCGGGCAGUGGCUGUGAGGCUUCGCCCGUGUCUCCUCCCAUUGCCCAUGCAGCCCUGGGAAAGCCUUCCUCAGGGCCGCUCUGCGGUUUCCCUAACAGAGGAGAAGGAAGACCGUGUGUUGUUUGUUUGUAGCAGUUGUUCAUUGCCCUUUGCAGCGACUGACUUGGCAAAGCUGCUUCCUGUGUGUAUCCUUGGAGCCAUCAUUCAAGUCAGAAACAGUCAAAAGAGAAAAAUAUUUAUUUUUAUCUUUUUUGGUGUCUUUUCAAAAAAUUGAAAGGUAAAAAUACAUUAAAACCUUAAGUUAAUGUACAUGUUAGGACUCAGCAACGUUCACAUUUAGAUUUUAUACGUAUUUGUUUUGUUUUGCGUUUUGAGUGUAAUACCGCAUUAGCAAUAUGGUUCCAAUAGAAGUUCGAUAUAUAUAUAUUAUUAAAGGAGACCUGUAGCAGUCAGAGAUUUUAUUGAUUUAAUGACAAAUAAAGGAAAUUAAUUAAAUGUUUUUUUUUCCUGCUGUGAUUCUGCAUUAAGCUCACAUGAAAAUCAUGAUUCUAGAGUUUGGAAUGCAAAAUUAAAUGUUUCAACCUCAAGCUGGGAAUAUUUUUUAAAAUAAAUACUAUAAGUAUCAAAUUAUUAUCUCCCCCACUUUAUGUUGAAAUUUUUUUUAUUGAAUUGGUACAAGUUUGUUUCCAUUGUAUUCAUGAUGUUCUGUUCUAUAUAACAUUAAAACAUUCAUUAAAACCAA
Molecule: messenger RNA, 3477 nt
Organism: Rattus rattus (black rat)
Lineage: Eukaryota; Metazoa; Chordata; Mammalia; Rodentia; Muridae
Gene: Clint1
Product: clathrin interactor 1
Exons: 12
Coding region: 210-2135 (641 amino acids)
Biological process (GO): endocytosis
Cellular component (GO): endosome; plasma membrane; clathrin vesicle coat
Molecular function (GO): clathrin binding; phospholipid binding
Source: RefSeq, a predicted model, not a curated record